Messenger RNA from Mya arenaria, 1871 nucleotides. RefSeq lists its product as uncharacterized. The transcript is spliced from 12 exons. The record is from RefSeq and is a predicted model, not a curated record. Bases 47 to 1780 code for a protein of 577 amino acids. NCBI's taxonomy places the organism in Eukaryota, Metazoa, Mollusca, Bivalvia, Myida, Myidae.
AUAUAUAUGCAUACAGAUUUAUAGAUAACCAUUUCAAAGAAACAUCAUGACGGCAAAACAAUGGAACACAGUCAACAUUAUAUUUUUAAAAUGUGUAUUGUUCAUGGCCAUUGUAAAAACAGUUUAUGCUGUACGAUGUUUUGAAUGCAAGGGCACACCUUUCCCGCGAGAUUGUGCAAAAGUAGUUACGUGCGGCCCUGACGAGUUUUGUUCUGUUGAGCAAGUGGUGACGACUAGUGGACUCAUUGUGUACAACAGCGGGUGCUUGUCGCAGUCCAGAUGCCAGAAUUUCCUCAUCCACAAAAAGCGUGGUGGGGCUCUAGACAAGGCCCUCUCUCUGCCUAGCAGGAGCACCGACAUCAUCACCUGUCUCGAAUGCUGCACCGACUCGUACUGUAACAAUGCAGGAUGCGGUGCAGAUGCUAUUCCACGCAAUACGAGAGGACCAUACUGCUUUACCUGCAAAGAACUGAACGAUCCACUGCAGUGCGAGAUUGCGACUGUGUGUGCCGAUAACGAGCAAUGUCUGAUGUUCGGACCAGUUGAAUACAUGAACCACCCAGACGCAGUCUACAGAGGUACUUGUGAAAACACCGCGGCAUGUCACGUAUUAACAACAACAGUCAAGAACAGCCAUUGUCCUCCAUAUUGUUGCUCCGAUGACUUUUGUAAUAUCAAAUGUGGAAGCCAGACAAACGGAUCACUUACAACACCAGCCCAGCAGUCUACAAUCCACCUAAGCACCAUGUCCCCCACUGCCGUUGUACAUACAACGACAACAGAACCGCCAUCUACUACAAAUACCGUCACCAACGUUGUGCCAACUACUUCAGCUGCAGUAGCAGCAACUGCCACACAGCCAACACUUGCAACACAUCCAUCCUACUGUCCCAACGAUUACUACUAUGACGAAUUGUCUGCAAUUUGUGUCAAAGUCGUUGACGUAUCAAGUAACUACCACGACGCACAGGUUUAUUGCAGGGGAGAAGGUGAUGAACUUGUGACCAUUGACAGCCACCUAAAGAUGGUGUUUAUUGAAACAACCCUAUUGCAUCACUUCUACGAUCCUUCGGAAAGUCUUCGUUAUUGGAUUGGAGCUUAUGCUCCUGGAUCUGGUGACAAAACAUUUCAAUGGCCAAACGGACAGAAUCUACAAUACACAUACUGGGGUGGGCACGAUGAAGUCUACCAAAAUGAGCAGCCCGACAGAAACGAGAAUCAGAGAUGUGUUGCCAUUAUUGAGAAAGACCAUUUCAUGUGGCAUGAUGAUACCUGUGAUAGUAACUAUCGUGUAAUCUGCGAGAAAAUGGCGAUACCUACGGAUGGCACCGUUUCAGCAACCACUGUGAUUUCAACGACAACUGGACAUCAUGUAUGUGAUACACAAGACGGUUAUGAGUUGCUGCAGAAUCAGCUUUGCAUUAAGUUCCACAAUCAGGCCAAGGCGUGGCCUCAAGCUCGGGAUGCGUGUAAACAUGAGGGUGGUGAUUUACUCGUCAUGGAUACAGACAACAAGGCAUCGAUUAUGAAGAACAAAGUACUUCAUAAUCACCAGCACAGCUAUUGGAUUGGAGGAAAUGACUUCGAUAAGACGAACACUUUUAAAUGGGUCGACCUGACCAUCAUUAACCUUAACAACGGUUUCUGGGGGCCCGAGCAGCCAAACAACAUUGACGGCCACACGGAGCAGGACUGCGUUGCGAUGUUGAAUGAAGGCCAUGGGUGGCAUGACGACCACUGUGACAAAUCUUUGCCUUUCAUAUGUGAACGUCAAAUGUAGAACGACAUGUUCUGAUUUUGUUUGCCGGUACUUAUCAAGUAUCGGUGUGUAUUCGAAGACGAUAAAAUCGAAAUAAAAGUAUAUUCAAACA